AAGUAAAAUCAAAAUUAAAAAUUAGCAAAUUUCUAAAUUUAUAGAAAUAAAAAGAAAUCAACAAAAUAAACAAACAAACAAUCAAACAAACAGAUCGAAUAAUAUAACAAUACUUGUUAAAAAAUAAGCUUAAAAGAUAAAAAAGCACUUUCAAAUAAAAUGUUUUAAACUCCAAAAAUGAAGUUAUUCAAUUUUGAGUAGUUUUAGUUUAUGCUUAAUUAAAUUUAAAUAACUUAGCUAAACGAAUCAACGUCUCCUAGCAGCAAAAAUAAUAUGAAAUAAAAUCCUUAUUAGAUUUUAAAUUAGAUUAUUGACAGGAGGUAGACAAAUGCAUAAUCUUCAAACUUAGAUCUCAACUCUUAUAACAGUUAAAAGUAAUUAUAAUAAUGCAGCGUAAGUUGUUAAUAAAAUUACUCUUCUCCUAAGAAUUAGUAGUAUAUUUUUUCGAAUACCACUUAGAAUAUAGGUUAAAAAGGAAAUGUUUAAUCCCUUAAAUAGUCUAAUAGCAACAAAUCUAUCGGAGCAUAUUCUUCAAGGUCUAAUUAGUAAGAUAGGUAGCAAAUUUUAUAAUAAAAUUUAGAACACAAAAAAAGCAUAAAAAUAAGCAAUAGCAACAGAAAUAAUGAUUUGGUUGGUACAGUUUUAAAUACUGCUCCUUGCUAUUCUACAGUUGAAGAAUGUAGCGAUCAUGUAAGGGAUCUGAAUAUUUCAUAUGAAGCAGCAGACGAGACUAUGUAAAUGAAAGAAUUAAGCUGCUCUAUUCAAGAUGAUUAAAUUGAAGAAGGCAUUGAGAAAUAAUAAAAAAACAAUAAUUAUAAUUUGAAUUUGAACAAUUACAACAAAAGCAAUUAAAGAUCUUCUUCUUUUGAUAGGAAGAUUAUAAGCAAGAAUUAAUUAAAUAGAAUAGAAGAUGAUAAAAAUAAUCCUACAAUAAUUUCAAGAUCAAAUUCAUAAAACUAACUGGACCCUCUUUUACAAAACUUGAAUGUCAAAAAAAUGUGUGAAGUUUAAAAGCAUUACUGCAAAAAAAGAAUCCGUGAAUUUAGAUAACCUUGCGAAGAUAUCGUCUAAUAUUAGGAGUUUAUAAAAAUGAUUAAUUAAAGAUGUAACAAAGAGAAUACUACUAACUUAAGCUCCAACCGCCGAAUCAAAACAGAACAUUCACAAAAUAGUUUAAAAUAAAAACCCCCAACAGCUUAGUAUUAAUUUAAUUAAAGUUAAAACUCGAUCAAUAGCCAUUAAAAUAUUUUAUCUAGCAACAGCACUUAGCCUUAGCAGAAUUUUGUAAGUAAUUGUAGUUAAACUUGCUAUAAUCAAUAUUAACCAUCAUUUUAAGGCUGUUAAUAUUAAAUCGCUUAAGAUUAAAUUGCUAACUGCAAUAUCUUAAAGCCUAAGCAAAAUAAUAACUAAAUUCUAAAUACCUAGAACGAAACUACAUAUAGUGAGUUGAAUUCAAAGAUAUUUAAAUUUAAAAAGAAAAAUUAGCCCUCUCUUUAAGAAAAUAUUUUAGCACAUUAAAUAUAAUAAUAACACUUUUCAUAAUUUAAUUCUAAUAAAGAAAAUAGUUUAUGUGACGUUACAAGCUAAAAAAGUGGAAUUAAAAUAAACACCAGCUACAAUUAAACCUAGAAAGUUAAUUAAAAUGCAUCAUUAAACAAUUAACUUUCUAUGCUUAUUGGAUCUCGUGAAAAUUCUAUUUCUAACUAUGAUAGUAGAAACAGCAAAAGCUACACAGCUAAUUAAAAAGUUUAGUAAAAGCAAGUUCCAUAAAAUGUGAUAUGCCCCGCUAUAAAAUAAGCAUAAUAAACUCAAUUAAAAAAUAUACCUCAAAAAAAUUAAUCUCCAUUUUACUCUAAAGGAUCUUAAUAAGAGAGAGAAUAAAAAAAUAUUAUGUUUAGAGAGUAGAGAACAAAUUCAAAUGUAUCUUACAAUAGCAAAAACAACACUAGCUUUAAUGGAUAACAGACUAGUAAAAAUUGUAAUUAGAAUAUUAUUCCUUUAAAAUUAUAGAAUCCUCCUCAAUUAAACAUCUAAAAUCCACUAAUUUCAUAACGUUCACGUGUCAGUACAAUGGAAGGAUAUGAAAGAAAUCAAUGUGAAAAUCCUUAAACUCAUAAUAAUCAAAAGUUAUCUAAUUUAUAAAUUUACCGUCAAAACAAUAUUUCAAAAUCAUCAGAUACCACUUCUACUAACCAAUAUUACUAAAACUUAAACUUAAUAACCAACUAAACCAAUAUUUGUGGAUAAGCUUAAAAUUUUAAUAGCAAUAAAAAUGUUGUGCCCUUCAAUUAAUCUUAUUACAAAAGGUAAUAAUAACAACAACAGUAAUAAUAAACAGUAAAAUUCACAAAAAACUUAAAAUAGUUGAAUUUUAAUUGUCUUAAUUAUAUCAGAAAAUAUAAGGAAAUUAUAGAGCUAUAAAUAGUUCCAUUUAUGUAAAAAAUCCCUCAUGACGACAUUUUAGAACACCAAAAUGCCUAUAAGUAAUCUUUACUAAUAAUGAGUGACUAAGUUGAUAUUUCUAGCUAAGAAGACUUGUAAAACUUCUAAGAUUUUCUUUCAUUACGCUCUAAAAACAUUUACAACCAAUUUUUAUCUAAGUAUGGUAUAAUGCUCUAAAUUUGA
Molecule: messenger RNA, 2625 nt
Organism: Tetrahymena thermophila SB210
Lineage: Eukaryota; Ciliophora; Oligohymenophorea; Hymenostomatida; Tetrahymenidae
Exons: 1
Source: RefSeq, a predicted model, not a curated record